AUGGCCGGCCCGCUUUCCCUUCUCAGUGGCGCCCCCGUCAUCAUCAUCCGUAAAGAGGGUGCUGACAGACCCUCUGUUGCUUCAAUGGUCAAUCUCUCGACACAUUUAUCCGCAACGUCUCAUAGCCCCCGCUGCCAGCCUGCCGUGACGCUGCACCAGAAGACAGUCGGUGCUAUCCUACGGACUAUCGGCGGCUGCUGCAUCAACUGGAACUUCCUGGUCCUGCCACCCAGACAUCAUCAACACGUGUCAAAAUUUCUACUGGAGACUUUCGCCAGCCCCCCCCCCCUCCCCAGCAGCAAAGAGGGUGCUGCUUUUUGCUCUUUGGUAGCACCGCAACAUGCUGCGUUGCACAGCAAAAAGACCCUGCCUGCCCUUAGGGCUGACUAUGCGCGCGCGCAAACGGCUGCCGUAAUUGUGUGCAAGGUCCGGUGCAACCGCAAGGAGAGAAAGGAUUGCAGCCCUUCCCCCCCUCCCUCAUCUCUGCCUCUCUGGCCCCUGUCCGACAACAGCCGCGCAAACCGCUUUCGUAGAUUAGGCAGGCAAUUGAGACAAUUACUAACAAGAUCUCGUUUAUCGCAUUAUAGCCAAAGCGAGGUCAGGGAUACCCCUAGUACCAUCCCAAAAGCAUCGAACGUUUCUCGAACAAAGUUGUGCGCCAACCGAGCGCGAGCUUUGCGCAUCAUCCUUCCGCCCCGUGCGCUCGGGCAAGCCUUGGGUCGCAAUGAACUGCUGAUGAACGACUCAGCUCCCAAGAAACCUAUCUCGGCUCCAGGCCACUGGUUAUCUCAUGCCUCCACCGCCUCUGACCCUGCACAAUGACAACAAGCAAAAAACAAAAAAACAAUCAUAAUAAUUACAACAAAAACUCUAUCCUUCUACUUGCG
Messenger RNA from Bipolaris sorokiniana ND90Pr, 887 nucleotides. RefSeq lists its product as uncharacterized. The coding region runs from base 1 to 822 and encodes 273 amino acids. The transcript has 3 exons. NCBI's taxonomy places the organism in Eukaryota, Fungi, Ascomycota, Dothideomycetes, Pleosporales, Pleosporaceae. The record is from RefSeq and is a predicted model, not a curated record.